AUGGAAGCCAAUCGUGCAGCAGACGAAGCCCGCCGACGCCGAGAAGACACCGAAAGACGCGAAGAAGUUAACAGAUUGAGAGACCGGGAUCGAGGCGACCGCGGCCGUGGUCGCGGUGGAGAUGCGUGGCGGGGUCGGCGAGGCGACAGAGACUACGACCAUCGAGGUAGGCCUGGGCCACGCUUCGGCGAAAACAGAUCGCGCUCGCCGGCACCGAGACAUCGCGAUACAAGAGACAGGGGCUCGUUCCGUGAAUCUGCACGAGACAGCUAUGUUCCCAGAAACCGAGUUAGUAGCGGUCGAGGCCCUGGGCGUCGACGCACCGUCACACGCUCACCCUCUUCGGCGCCUGCAUCCGCACGGUCUGCCUCGCGCAGUAGGAGCGCGGAGCGGAAGCGAGAGUCGAGUCGCGGGUCUCCCUCCCCGGCUCAUCGAAGAUCUCGGCGAGACCGUGACCCACCCAGUCCCAGGCCUGCGAGGAAUCGGUCCACGUCAUUGAAAAGGAGUGAAGGUGGCUAUCGCGACUCACGACGGAAGCGAGGAUCCACGAGGAGUACUCCUCGUCUCGAAGCCGCUCCCCUGACCACAAGAGACGAUCCCGCAGUAGAUCAUCAGGCUCAGAAUCUUCCCGAAGCUCCAGAUAUCGGAGUCGGAGUCCCAGACGCCGACCUUAUUAUGGCCGUGCAGUCUCGGAUUCUCGAAGCGGCCCCCCGGGCCGCGAUGGUAACAGCGUGCCUCACUCUCCAGGCAUCGAGAGGCGUAAUAGAAAGCCGGACGAAGAAGAGCAAGGAAAGAAUGGCAAUAGGAAGGACCGACAAGGGGAUGCUCUGA
Messenger RNA from Colletotrichum higginsianum IMI 349063, 831 nucleotides. RefSeq lists its product as uncharacterized. The record is from RefSeq and is a predicted model, not a curated record. NCBI's taxonomy places the organism in Eukaryota, Fungi, Ascomycota, Sordariomycetes, Glomerellales, Glomerellaceae. The coding region runs from base 1 to 831 and encodes 276 amino acids. The transcript is spliced from 2 exons.